Molecule: messenger RNA, 5525 nt
Organism: Lacerta agilis (Sand lizard)
Lineage: Eukaryota; Metazoa; Chordata; Lepidosauria; Squamata; Lacertidae
Gene: ASAP2
Product: ArfGAP with SH3 domain, ankyrin repeat and PH domain 2
Exons: 28
Coding region: 71-3112 (1013 amino acids)
Biological process (GO): positive regulation of GTPase activity
Cellular component (GO): cytoplasm
Molecular function (GO): GTPase activator activity; protein binding
Source: RefSeq, a predicted model, not a curated record
CUGCUGCUGCUCUCCUCCUCUCUCUUUCCCUGCCUUCCUUCCUUCCUUCCUUCCCUCCCUUUUCCCCGCCAUGCCGGACCAGAUCUCCGUGUCGGAAUUCGUGUCCGAGACCAAUGAGGAUUACAAGUCGCCCACCGCUUCCAACUUCACCACCCGGAUGGUGCAGUGCCGGAACACCGUGGCCGCCAUCGAGGAGGCACUGGAUGUUGACCGAACUGUUCUUUAUAAAAUGAAGAAAUCCGUAAAAGCCAUAAAUAUUUCUGGGCUUGCUCAUGUGGAAAAUGAAGAACAGUACACUCAAGCACUGGAGAAAUUUGGAGGAAACUGCGUCUGCAGGGAUGAUCCAGAUUUAGGAACAGCAUUUCUAAAAUUUGCAGUAUUUACAAAGGAGUUGACAGCGCUCUUCAAAAACUUGAUCCAGAACAUGAACAACAUCAUCACUUUUCCACUGGACAGUUUGCUGAAAGGAGAUCUAAAAGGAGUGAAAGGGGAUCUGAAGAAACCUUUUGAUAAAGCGUGGAAAGACUAUGAAACAAAAGUGACAAAAAUAGAGAAAGAGAAAAAGGAGCAUGCUAAAUUACACGGAAUGAUACGUACAGAAAUAAGUGGGGCUGAAAUAGCAGAAGAGAUGGAGAAAGAGAGGAGGUUCUUCCAAUUACAAAUGUGUGAGUAUCUGCUGAAAGUCAAUGAGAUCAAGAUUAAAAAAGGAGUUGACUUGCUUCAAAACCUGAUCAAGUAUUUCCACGCACAGUGCAACUUCUUUCAGGAUGGCCUGAAAGCAGUUGAAAGUUUAAAACCAUCGAUAGAGAAGCUCUCCACAGAUCUUCACACAGAUUCUCAGCUCCGUCAGAGUACGACUUAUAGUUUACAUCAACCUCAGGGAAAUAAGGAACACGGCACUGAAAGAGAUGGCAGCCUCUAUAAGAAGAGCGAUGGAAUCAGAAAAGUGUGGCAGAAGAGGAAGUGCACGGUUAAAAAUGGUUUCCUUACAAUUUCCCAUGGUACAGCAAACCGGCCUCCUGCAAAGCUCAAUCUGUUAACUUGCCAAGUGAAAACAAACCCAGAAGAGAAAAAAUGUUUUGACCUCAUAUCACAUGACCGAACGUAUCAUUUCCAAGCAGAGGAUGAACAGGACUGUCAAAUCUGGAUAUCGGUGCUACAGAACAGUAAAGAAGAAGCUUUAAAUAAUGCAUUCAAAGGCGAUGACAACACAGGAGAAAACAACAUUGUCCAAGAACUGACAAAGGAAAUCAUCUCUGAUGUACAGAGGAUGCCUGGAAAUGACACGUGCUGUGACUGUGGGGCACAAGAUCCUACAUGGCUCUCAACAAACCUGGGCAUUUUAACUUGCAUUGAGUGUUCAGGAAUCCACCGGGAACUUGGCGUCCACUAUUCCAGAAUGCAGUCGCUCACGUUAGAUGUGCUGGGAACAUCCGAGUUGCUGCUUGCCAAAAAUAUUGGGAAUGCGGGAUUUAAUGAAAUUAUGGAAUUUUGUUUGCCGGGAGAUGAAAUGGUCAAACCCAACCCAAGCAGUGAUAUGAAUCAAAUUGAAAACGUCAACCUCCACAUGUGUACAGAUCACAUUCUCACACAGAUGAAUGCAAGAAAAGAUUAUAUUAAUGCCAAAUAUAUUGAAAGAAAAUAUGCAAGGAAGAAACACUCAGACAAUGCGGCUAAACUGCAGAGCCUCUGCGAAGCGGUCAGAACCAGAGACAUUUUUGGAUUGGUUCAAGUGUAUGCUGAGAAUGUGGAUCUCACAGAGAAAAUUCCACUCGCAAAUGGGCAUGAACAAGACGAAACUGCCCUUCAUCUCGCUGUGAGAUCUGUUGAUCGGACCUCACUCCACAUAGUUGACUUCUUGGUGCAGAACAGUGGCAACCUGGACAAGCAGACAUGCAAAGGUAGCACUGCUCUUCAUUAUUGUUGCUUGACAGAUAACGUUGAGUGCCUCAAACUGCUCCUGAGAGGGAAGGCUUCCAUCGAAAUAGCCAAUGAAGCUGGAGAGACGCCACUCGAUAUAGCUAAACGCUUAAAACACACGCGCUGUGAAGAGCUGCUCACCCAAGCUCUGGCUGGAAGACUUAAUUCUCAUGUUCAUGUAGAAUACGAGUGGCGAUUACUUCAUGAAGACCUGGAUGAAAGUGAUGAUGAUGUGGAUGGAAAUUUACAGCAACCAAGCCCUAACCGAAGAGAGGACAGGCCUGUGAGUUUCUAUCAGCUAGGAUCGAGCCAGAUUCAGCCUAACGUGGCAUCUUUGGCUAGAGAUGCUGCCAAUAUAGCCAAGGACAAGCAAAGAGGCUUCAUGCCGAGCCUCUUGCAGAACGAGACCUAUGGAGCCAUACUCAGUAGCAGCCCACCUCCUACGCAGCCAGCAGCGCCAGUCACAAGUGCACCUCCUUUGCCUCCCAGGAAUAUUGGGAAAGUUCAGUCUUCAUUUCUUGGCAGUGCUGUUCAGACAACUCCUUCAUCGAACACACUGUGGAAGACAAAUUCUUUAGGAAUGGAAAGCAUAAGCAGGCAAAGGUCUUCAUCCGAUCCACCAACUGUCCAUCCCCCUGUUCCGCCAUUGCGUGUAACAUCUACAAAUAUACUCUCUUCAGCACCACCUCCUGUUGCAAAGACAGCCAGUGUUCUCGAAGCUUUGAGCCAGCAGUCAAAACAGCCAGUGGUGCCACAGUCCAAGCCUACGCCACCACCACUUCCUCCCCAGCCUCCAAGUAGAAUUUCUCAGAAAAAGCCUGCUUCUGGGGCUGACAGGUCGGCCAAGAGUAAAGGACCUGGAUCUCUGCAGCAAUCUUCUGGAGAGUCUUCAUCUUCGUCUGCAUCUGAGAUUUCUGGAUCCCAAGUUGUCCCUUCUGCAAACAUGUCGGCACCAGUCCAACCUCCAGCUCCAAUGCCAAGGAAGUCUCAAAUAUCAAAAACAAAGCCCAAGAGAGUAAAAGCCAUUUAUAACUGCGUAGCUGAUAAUCCAGACGAGCUUACAUUUUCAGAGGGCGAUAUCAUCAUAGUUGAUGGUGAGGAAGAUCAGGAGUGGUGGAUUGGGCAUAUUGAUGGAGAUCCUAACCACAAAGGAGCUUUCCCUGUAUCAUUUGUGCACUUUAUUGUUGAUUAAACUGCUCGUUUGCAGGUGGAGAGAGUUUGCAUUUCCAGGUAUCACUGGAGCUCUCUGCCUGGAAUUAGAUGCUUCACCAGGAUACUUCAUGAAUGAUACAUCACUGUGGACUCUUUGUUGUGGCAAUUCAUACAACGGAACUUAAGGUUUUUGAAUCGCCCAAGGAAGAUUUUCUUUGUAGUAGGCAGAUCCACUUGAACUAUUUUCAUUGUGAAUUCUGGAAGACCAUAAAAAAAACCAUUAAUGCAACAGAAAAAAAUAUGUGAAACUGAUUUCAAAUCUCCCUUUUAGACUUUCUCACUAACCUAUGCACCAGAGUUUCUCUCUUCAGCAAAUAAGGUGCACACCACAGGGUUCACAAUUUUAAAAGUGGGCAGAUUAGCAGAGAGAUGAAUGGCCUGACUGCACUAAUAUAUUACAUUUCAGUACCAAUUUCAGGUGCCUCUGAUGCAUAUCUGGUAUUUGUUUGCACUCAGUGUCUUUGAGACCUGUCUCAGGACAAUGUAGCUGCAGUGAAAACUCAGUUUUAAGAGUGGUGCUUACUUCCACUUUUUACUCAGUACACUACAAAAACACGAGGCUAGAAAAUCUACCCAUCACUGAUUCCUCGUCCACAUCCAUUGAUUGGCUAAGUUGAAGAGCUUGGCGGACUUGAGGGUGGAGUACUUGACUACAUUGCAAAAGUACAAAGAAGUCCUAAAAGAGCACUAAGUAGUAACAAAGGGCAGUACACAGAGGUUUUCAGACUGCUUGUCUCUGAUGCUUGGUGGCUUAUGUUUUCAGGCAAGACAUAAGCAUCAUCCACAAAGGACUGGGCUCUUUCUUCCAGCACAAUAAUUCUACUGAAGCCUCAUUGAUUUUGAUUGCAUUGGGAUUUGCUGUAGGCACUCCAUGUGAGUGAUAAUUAUAUACCUGCCAACAACCCUUAGCUGGGCAGAAUGCUUAAAAAGGUUUUGCAAAGCUUGAGUCCAACCAGGGACCAAAAUCUGUUGCCCGAGCAACAAUUAAAGUGAUUCAGAUCUAAAAACCAAACCCUAGCAAAUAUUUCUCAAUGAAUAAGCCCCAGUGCAUUUUCCUACUACAGCACUAAUGGGGCCCAAACACCUAAUGUAGGUGCUAAUAGGCUCUAAUAUCCUGUCCCAUAGACGAAGGGGUGGGGAAGAGUCAUCAAUUUAUGCAGCCAGGAAAGAAGAGUAUGCUUGUGAGUCCCCUGCCUACUUCUCCUACAUCUAUGAUAAGGAAGACGCAGUCCCAUGCAGAACUACAUGCUGCAACUGUUUAUCCCCUCAAGGGAAAAGUUAUUCCAAAGUCUGUUUCCCCUGACUUGUUAGGCCAGGGGGGGAGAAAGCCCCUGAGCCCAAGGGGUUUGUGGCAUUCCCUUCUUUCCAUGGAACUGUCACGAAAGAACGCAGGCAGAAACAGAACCUGCCAUAUAUCCAGUUUCUGCCAUUUCUCUAUGCUAGUGAAUUAGCACCAAGGGAAAGGGUAACAGGGCUGCCUCCUGUGAUCUGUAGGCAUAAACUCUAGAAGGAAAUGUUGUUUUUAAAGCUGUUCAAAUGCUGGAGAAAUGCAACAUGAUCACACUUACCCAAAAGAAACGAGUAUUUCCAUACUUGGAUCAUAUGAAAAAGUUUGUCUAGAAAGGCCCGUAGUUCCAUCCAAGAGAUAUUUUAAUAAUUGGAUGUAGAUAUUUUACUUUAAACCCCGAAUCUGUUCACCUCAAAUUUGUAAAUAUGAUGAAUAUGAGGUCAUACUUUUCUAUAAAAAAAUAUACAUUUAAUGUAUAUUUUAUUCUAUUCUUAAAGUCAUCGUUGAGGUAACAAAACCCAGGACAAUAUUAUUGGUAAAUGAAUGUGGAUUACACAUUUGCUGAAAUUUUUGUUGCAGUUCUUUUCUUCGAACACAAAAAAAUGUGUUGUCUAGAAUUAUUUUUAUUUAAAAGAAAAACCACGGUAGCUAUGUUCACACCUAAGACUAUUGUCGUAGGACAAUGUAAGCAGGGUAUUCAUCCAAACACCCUCUGUAUUAAGGUACACACUUCUGUCUUGCAAGCAAUUCCUUAUUUCUUUGCAGAUGCACACUGUGUACUUCUGUUCCUGAACAUGGUAGUUAACACUGUUAAUAAUUGUGAAUAGAUUUCAUAAUUCCAAAUUGGUAGACUAUUGCAGAAUAUUACAAAAAUGUCCUUUUAAUGUUUGUAUAUUGUGAUAAUUGUUAACGGUUUUUACUUUGCAUAUGCUACCGAAACUGUGCACUGGUAGCAUAGGAUUAGAAUAUCAACGUCCAGGUCACAUUGGCUUUCAUCACAAGUUUUGUGACUAUUGUAUCUCUAGAUUUAUCAAGAGAACUUUGAAUUUCUGACACAGAAAUUAUGUACAUAUUGGCUAGCAUAGGUUGAAACAGAGGGGGAGGG